Molecule: messenger RNA, 393 nt
Organism: Danaus chrysippus (African queen)
Lineage: Eukaryota; Metazoa; Arthropoda; Insecta; Lepidoptera; Nymphalidae
Source: the annotation of a GenBank genome assembly
AUGUGUGACUGGCGCCAUGCGCAGCUUAUCCGCGGCGUUACCGCAGAGCAGGCCUGCGCCGCUAGAGGAGUUACCUUCAAGAUGGCAGUUCACGAGGAAACUCUGUCGCAAUGCAAUGCGAUGAAGAGAGUGCUCGAAACUAAUAACGAGUGCUUUCACGCCGGUGUCCAACCAGAAACUUGUGAAAACACACUUGAUUACGAUAAGAUAAAGGCGGCUGCUACUUUGUUGUGCUACGAAACUUGCGUCGAAAGUGUUUGCAAACUACAACGAAAACAAGACCUGACCGGACCGGUCACAAUAUACUCGAAACCAUUCUCUGAAAGAGCUGUGUACCUCGAGCCUAAAACAAAAAAAGUAAAAGUGAAGCACGAACAGUGUUGUUUGGCAUGA